AUGGCCUCUUUCAAGGAAUUGUCUCUCUCGCGUCCGCUUCCCAACCCAGGCCAGCGACAACACUCUCACUCGAUCUCUCUGGGUGCCGUUAAUUCGAAUCACCGCGUGACCCGCCGAAAGAGUGUCACCACCGCUGCCGCCAAUGCCGCCGCCGCAGUCGCCGCUUCGAUGAAGGAUGGCGAGGCCGCUUCCUCUCUACCCAUGGGCACUCAUCGUCGUAGCCUUGGGGGCCGCAAGGGUCUGGAAUCCACUUCUGUCGGGGCCACAUCGGGUUUCAGUUCAUACUUGUCGCGAAGUGUAAACAGCCCCAGCCAGGAACCUCCGGUCGCUCGGAAAGGUUCCCCAAGUGGCUCCGAGGAUGACAGCAAAGCCCCCAAGAACCGUAACCGUCGCACUAGCGAAGGUGCUCAAUUCAAAUCUGUCGAUGGAAAACGUCUCCCAGCUGAACUCCGCUGUGAACGCUGCGGAAAAGGGUAUAAGCAUGGCAGCUGCUUGUCCAAGCAUAUGUGGGAACAUAACCCUGCAUGGGCUGUUACUUCGAAGCUACUCAUCUCCAAGCACCAGCAGGUGCAGUUGUUGGAGGCUGCCACCGUACUGGUUACUAUGAACGAAGUCGAUCCCGAGAACCCUGAAGCCGACUCCGAAGUCUCCUCCGCAUCCCCAGAUGCCUCCUCCGAUGUUCGCGAUGGCAUGAGCUCCGCUGAAACCACCCCACCCCCGAUGGACGAGGAAGAAGACGACGAUUUCGAGAUGUCCGGGAUGCCAACCAACUGGACCAAGCGACCAAGCGUUAGCAACGCCUCCGCCUUCUCCCGAUCCUACCAGUCGAUCCCCUCGAGCUCCUACAACGACAGCGCCCCGCUCCACUCUCCUGCCUUCUCCCACUUCCGCCAGUCCAGCAUUGACACCCGUCCAUCAACUGCUGACACCCGACUGCACGAGGAUGACGAGGCUGAGCUUGCCGCCGCGAUCGGCCUGUGCAACUUCGGUACUCCCCGCACAGGGCCAGUCUCUCUUACCCCGGAUGUCCCCCCUGUUCCUCCACUGCCAGCUCGUUACCUGGACUCCAGCAGCCACCCCAGCAACCAGGGCUCCGUUCUCGGCCAGUCAGGUCCUAUGAACGAAGCCUACCGUCGAGAGUCCAACGCCGACAUGUUCCUCUCUGUCUCGGUCAACCCAUCACUGUCAUACAAAGUGUCAGAUGAGCGCGGACCCCGACGUGACCCCAAGGUUUCUGAACCUCGUCGUCACAGUCGCAAUGCAGACGUGGACUUUGGCAGCCGCACGGCUCCAGCAGAUGAUGAUGAUGACGGUGUUUUUGGACGCAUGGAAGAAUAA
Penicillium angulare is the source of this 1338-nucleotide messenger RNA. Its product is annotated as putative C2H2 finger domain protein. Bases 1 to 1338 code for a protein of 445 amino acids. The transcript is spliced from 3 exons. The record is from RefSeq and is a predicted model, not a curated record. NCBI's taxonomy places the organism in Eukaryota, Fungi, Ascomycota, Eurotiomycetes, Eurotiales, Aspergillaceae.